Molecule: messenger RNA, 1586 nt
Organism: Polyodon spathula (Mississippi paddlefish)
Lineage: Eukaryota; Metazoa; Chordata; Actinopteri; Acipenseriformes; Polyodontidae
Product: cytochrome c oxidase assembly factor 7
Exons: 5
Coding region: 574-1263 (229 amino acids)
Cellular component (GO): mitochondrial intermembrane space
Molecular function (GO): protein binding
Source: RefSeq, a predicted model, not a curated record
UAAAUGCUUUUGCACACGAGUUAAUUGCGAGUGUUUGUAUGCAUGCGUGUGUUCACACUUGCUUGGGAAUCUAAUUCACUUAGGACUGUGCUGAGCUGAGCUGGUCUUGCAAUGCCUUGAGCGAUUGAUCAUUAACUUCAAACGCUGCAUUCAGAGUUUAAAUCUGAAGUCGAGGGAGCAGGCAGCGUGAAAGCGUGUCUGCUUGCCUAGCUGCGAGGGCAUGCCGGCCGCCUGUCGUAUGAACGUCUUACUGGCUGUCAGUGUCACCGCUCCAACUGAGACAAACCCGAAAACCACCCGGAGUCCGCAGUGCCCUUGGAAACAGAUUCAACACGUGGGUUAUCAGUCGCCAACGAGACCGGCAAGGUCAUUGUUUACCUCCACACGAGUGGGCUGCCACGCAGAUAGAGGACGCUGUGCUUCUCUACUUAUUUAGAUUCACAGUAAUAUCCUCAGCGUGCGAGGUGCAGGGGUGGCCCCCUGAUCAGUCUGUAACAGGAGAUAAAGACGUCGCGGUUGUGGUUUCAUUAAAGCGUGUUUCCUAAUAAGCGACAAUAGGAAGGUGUGGAAGUCAUGGCAGGACUGAUCGAUUUCCAAAACGAGGAAGAGGUGAAGCAAUACUUGGAUAAUCUCGGGAUCGAGUACAGCUUCCAGUGCCACAAGGAGAAGGAUCCGGAAGGUUGCCAGCGGCUGGCCGACUACCUGGAGGGUGUGAAGAAGAACUACGAGGCGACGAUGCAGGUGCUGAAGAUGAAUUGUGAGCAGAAUGAGCACCCGGAGAGCUGCUACAAACUGGGAGCCUAUUAUACCACGGGCAAGGGAGGGCUGCCUCAGUGCCUGAAGACUGCAUACUCCUGCUUCCUCAAGUCCUGCGAGAAGGGCGGGAAGAAGUCUGUGGACGCAUGCCACAACGUGGGGCUGCUGGCACAUGACGGGCGGGCGCUGGAGGGAAAGGCGGAUCCCGUGGUGGCGCGGGAUUACUACACGCGGGCGUGCGAGGGUGGCUUCGCGGCCAGCUGCUUCAACCUGAGCGCUCUGUUUAUCCAGGGAGCACCGGGGCUGGCCAGGGACAUGGGGCUGGCGCUGCAGUACGCUCUGCGGGCCUGUGACUUGGGCCACGUGUGGGGCUGUGCCAACGCCAGCCGCAUGUUCAAGCUGGGCGAUGGGGCGCCGCAAGAUGACGCCAAGGCUGAGGCGCUCAAGAACCGCGCCAGGGAGCUCCACGGACAGCAGCAGGAAGCGCAGCUGGCUUUUGGGGUGUAGAGGGGGGGUCACACACCCUGAUCUCACCCCAGGGGAGCCACCACACAGUCCGCUCCAGCACAUUCACCCCUCAAACUGCCAGGGGACCCAGCUGCUCUGGCCUGCAUGAGAGAGGGGCUUUCCAACAGCAGACCGUCGAGCCCAGAGUUGUCUGUGUGCUGAAAUGAAGAUUGAUUAAAAACAGCUGGCUCCAGUUAACCAGAUUCCAGGCUGUGUCCUGUAUCCUCCACUCUUCUGUACUCCUCUACAUGCUUGAAGUCAUUGGCAGAGUUUAGGAAGUACUGCACCAUUUUUGUGAAAGUGAAAUAAAGCAGUUAAACGCA